ACACAUAAGCGACCUUAAACACAUUGAUUUUGAUUUUAAUCAUAUGUUGAAAACAACAAUAAUGAGAAAGAUUACAUGCAUCCGUAAUUUUUUUGAUCACCAUGAAUAUAUAGCUUCUUCGUUUUCUGAUGCAUCUGUUUGUUUAUCACUGAAGUUGGAUAAUAGAGAAUAGAAUUCUCGACAGCGAGAGAUAAAGGAGUUGGCUAUGGGAACAACUACUUUGGCCCUUUUUUGUGAGGAAUGUGUUGUUGCUGCUUGGGAUUCUUGGACCACAAGUAUUGAAUUUAUAAGAAAUGAUGAGACUCCUGAUAAAAUGUUCAAGAUAACUCCUAACAAAGUCUGUAUAAAAGCAGGAGUAGUUGAUGCGCUUAAUGCAAUGCAGAAACAUGUACAGGAAAAGGUCAAGAAGAGACUAGACAAAGAGAAACCCUUUUCUGUUCUCAAUGUUUCAUUUGAUGUGUUCAUGAAAUUAGUUCGUGUGGAUGACGAAACUGAGUGCCUCAUCACUGGAUGGGAUGAAACAUUGGAACGCUUUGAUCUGUGGCACGCUCAUUCAUUUCUUCCCAGUGAAUUGAAAUCAGUGGAGAAUUACCAAGCAUGCGGGACUGGGAGGUUUUAUACUCUUAAGAUGUUAAAGCAAUUCUGGGUUGUCUUUGAGAUAAAGGUUGCAUGCCUUUACUGGUUGGUGUGUGAUUAUGGUGUUGCAUGCUAA
This is a messenger RNA of Rosa chinensis, 712 nucleotides long. RefSeq lists its product as uncharacterized. Lineage: Eukaryota; Viridiplantae; Streptophyta; Magnoliopsida; Rosales; Rosaceae. The record is from RefSeq and is a predicted model, not a curated record. Gene Ontology annotation, cellular component: proteasome core complex. The transcript is spliced from 5 exons. The coding region runs from base 206 to 712 and encodes 168 amino acids.